This is a messenger RNA of Neltuma alba, 1387 nucleotides long. RefSeq names its product CLP protease regulatory subunit CLPX3, mitochondrial-like. Lineage: Eukaryota; Viridiplantae; Streptophyta; Magnoliopsida; Fabales; Fabaceae. The transcript is spliced from 2 exons. The coding region runs from base 352 to 1338 and encodes 328 amino acids. The record is from RefSeq and is a predicted model, not a curated record.
UUCCUAGUUUCUUCUACGAGAAAAUCUCACUUUAUCUUUGUUGCUUAAUCCUCUCCCACCCAAGUUUUCCUCUGCUUUCUCUCGUUUUUUUUAUUCUAUCCAAUCCUAAAAUUCAGAUUCAGAAUAUAAAUAAUAACAUCGCUACUCUUGAAUCACGCAUACAGAUCGAUAAAGAUAUUCUCUUUUCACUUGUUACCUUGUCAUUUAUUCAUUGGGUCAAUCCAGUCGGAUCUCAAUUCUCAUCAGACGAGACACUAGUGUAGAGAGCUCAAUUCCUGUGUCAUUCAUCGCCUCUCGUUGUUUGCUUAUUGUGGAAUUUACUACUUCUCUGUCUUUUCGGGUGAAUUCUCUAUGUCUCGGAUUUUCUCUAGAUGGAAGAACGUGAAAGAGAUGGCGAUGAUUUCUUCUGCAGAGACUCAGUUCGCUGUUUCUGCAAGAAGUGGUCAUAAAUGGACGAGCUUCAAUUUUCGACUCAAUCAGGUUUGCCCAAUCUCGACUCACUUAAACUAUUUUCCCAUCGCCACCCCUAGACGACGGGAAUCCUUCAUCAACGUUCAGGAGCGGUACAAGUGGGAUCACGGUGGCUCCGGCGAUACUCGCCAUCGGAAUUCCCAGGCCCGAAAGAUUCGAGCCGAUGCUAAUUGCCCACGGUGCGCCAGGAACAUGGAUGUAUUUUUCUCCAAUCGCCAUUUUCCCAGUUCUACUUCUGAUUCCAAUUUGAUUCCUUCGGUUCCUCUUCAUGAAGAAGGAGGUUAUCAAACUAUGAAUCUCUGCCCCAAUUGUAAAACAGCUUAUUUCUUCCGCCCGCCCUUUGAAACUGCUCCUAUCCAAGGGACAUUUGUGGAGAUUGGUCGGGUCUUAGAUAAUAAAGUUAAUAAUACUAGUAGUAAAUUGCAGAAGAGGAUAUCCAAUGGCAAAGUCAAAGAUGACAGAGAAACUAAUAAUAGCCAUGGCAGUAACGGUUUGGCAGAAGAUUAUGGCCAUAGAAGUAACAGCAGUAAUGGGCUUAGAGCGACAUUCUGGCAUACCUUACGAUCCUAUAGUGAUGGAGAUGGUGGAGAACCGCCAGAAACUUGGUCUCCCCCACCUGGUUCUUCUAAUGGGAAUGGGAUUGCUGUGCAUACUCCUCCAGGUCCGCCUUUUGCACCUGGUGUUAAUGUUGUUCGGGCUUCAGGACCACGGGAGGGUGGUUCAAGUGGUGGAGGUGGCGGUAAUGGCGAAAAGACAACAUGGGAGGGUCCAAUUUGGGUAAGGAUUUACCCACACCAAAGGAGAUCUGCAAGGGUCUCGAUAAGUUUGUUAUUGGCCAGGACAGAGCCAAAAAGGUGCUUUCUGUAGCUGUGUAUAAUCACUAUAAAAGAAUACACCAUGCCUCGUUACAGAAAGG